Exophiala bonariae is the source of this 1557-nucleotide messenger RNA. RefSeq lists its product as uncharacterized. The record is from RefSeq and is a predicted model, not a curated record. Gene Ontology annotation, biological process: positive regulation of transcription by RNA polymerase II. Gene Ontology annotation, cellular component: nucleus. Lineage: Eukaryota; Fungi; Ascomycota; Eurotiomycetes; Chaetothyriales; Herpotrichiellaceae. Bases 1 to 1557 code for a protein of 518 amino acids. Gene Ontology annotation, molecular function: zinc ion binding; DNA-binding transcription factor activity, RNA polymerase II-specific; transcription cis-regulatory region binding. The transcript has 3 exons.
AUGGACGACGACGGAAGGAAGAAGUGUGGGGAAGAGUCGCCGAUUUGCGGUGAAUGUGCACGAUUAAAUCUCCCGUGCAUUCCAAGGAAUUCUGCGAAGGCCACUUCAGAUGUGCCAGAAGCGUCCAACGAAAAAUCUCUACCACCAGCUGCCACGCAUGAAAGUCCGGAGGUGAUCAAAGCUGAUACCACCCCAAAUUCGACCGACGACGCGGCCUCAUCGGGCCGUACGGAUGAUCAAGUCAGCCUUGAGUUCACGGACUGGGUGGCGCUCAUUGACGGCGAAGCGUCCUCAGGCCUGCGGGAGAGGGCUCACCUAGGCCAUAGCAGCGCCUUGAAAGUUUUACCCGAAGCUCGAGCAAGUGAUGAGGAUCCCGCACCCGUAGGUACCGUACCUCCCGUCACCCUUGAUUAUUUCUCAGAUUUCACAACCGAGGCGCUCAAAGACUGGACCGUUGGCGAGAAGCACCUACUCAACCACUAUUUGCAGGUCGUGUCGAGGGCUUUGGUUGUGGUUCCAGAUGAUGUCAACCCCUUCUUACGGGUGUUGAUCCCCAUGGCAUUUGAAUCUACGACCGUUCGCCAUGCCUUGAUAGCCUUGUCGGCUUGUCAUCUCUACAAGGUUUACCCUGACUUCCAGAGGAAUCUCUUGUUUCACCGCAGCAUGACUUUGCAGGGGCUCAAAUCUGACCUCGAUGAUCCGGGUAGUGGGCCGUACUCUUUGGCAGCUACUCUUUUGUUGUGCUUGUUGGAGAUUUGUGACGGAACCUCCAGAAACUGGAUUCUACACCUACACGGGGCGAAAGCCCUUCUCGCAAACUCUCCUAACCAUGACCCCGAUGUUCGAUCAGAAUUCUUCACAGACCUAUACGACUAUUUAUGCUGUAUCACCGCGAUCACGAGUCAUCGGGUGCCUGUGCGACGGAGCCCUCGGUGCAUAUCCAGGGAAUCCGCCCAUGGCAAACGAGGCAGGACAUCCAUUCACCCGCUUUACGGUGUAGGAGAAGACAUAUACAGGUUAAUCACACAGAUCAAUGAGUGGAUAAGAGGGUAUGUAGCUCUAGGCUCGGCCGCCGCAAUGGAUGAGUCUCUCAAACACAAUGCACUGGAACUCGACCAGCGUCUUCGGCGGUGGACCCUAAACGACGACUGCAUCUUUGACAAGGAGCUAAGGGAGUUGUCUGCAGCUGCGGAUGCACUCCGUUGGGCUGCCGUCAUGCGGCUAUCGCAAGCUACUCGGCGCAACCCGGUACCAGAAGCCCCCACCACUCUGGAGGUUGACAAGAUCCUCUCGGCGAUGUCCCAGAUAAGGCCAGGCUCGCACGUAGAGACACAACUUGUCUUUCCAUUGUUCAUGGCGGGAGCUAGCAGCCCUGACAAGGCAUCUCGGUUGACUGUCGAGUAUAGACUGAACGUCAUUGAGUGUACCAAAGGCUUUGGCAAUAUCGUAUGUGCUCACAAGCUACUCGAUGAAGUGUGGGCUCGCGCCAAUGAAAGACAGGCAGUUCAUUGGGAGGUUGUGAUGCACCAGCAAUUUCCCGACCUCGUGCUACUCUAG